Messenger RNA from Paramuricea clavata, 8498 nucleotides. The record is from the annotation of a GenBank genome assembly. NCBI's taxonomy places the organism in Eukaryota, Metazoa, Cnidaria, Anthozoa, Malacalcyonacea, Plexauridae.
AUGGCGGAAAAACGAUUGUUGUGCGACGUUGAAAGCCAGGGCGAAAAUAGAGGUAAGACCUUUAUUAAUGUGAGAUUUCUUUUAUUAAUUUUUAAAAGGAACAUUAUUUUAUGCUAUUAAGAAACUUUUUACGAAAGUAGCAUCCCGGCGUAUUUGAGAAAAUAAGUUAGUUUUUCAAUUAUUUUAAUGUGAGGGGCAUCAAAUUUUAUUACUUUACGCACGACAACAGAGGUUAAAAUCAAUGCCGUCUGAACACUAGGUAGGCCUAGAUAAAUUUGAUAGCUUAAAAAUGUGUAGAAUUUUUCUGACUUUAGUACACAAUAUAUACCAAGACCGGCUUUUACCGGCUUUUUUUGCUAUGCUUAAAUUUUGCAUUAACAUAAUUUUCUCGACAGCGCGUGAGAGCUAAAACAUAAAAAGUUUACAAAUCGCGGUCAAACUAAAAGUCAAUGUCAACAUUGCAACACAAUUUUUCAGUAAAUUAAAUUCUUAAAAAACUAUAGGUGAACAUAAGGGGCGGACCAUUAGAAAAGUGAUGGGGAAACAAAAAAAAAAUUCGUGCAAGGUGAAUUAACUUUAAAAAAAAUUCCUGCAUGAUCAAAUGCGAGGAAAAAAAAUUCCUGCAGAGCGCAAUGAAAAAUAUAAUUAAAUCAUUGUUGGCGAGAUUGUUCAUUGUUGGAAAACAGGGCCAAGCUUUAUUUUAUUCUGGACUUGCAAUCCACGAUGUUAGUCAUCUUUCAACAAAAAUAGGUUGUUUAAUAUCUUCUAUAGACGUCUAUAGAAGAUUAUAGAAUGGUGGGCCAUGUAGCCGCAAAUUCAAUUGCGGUGCCUUUGGCUUUGCAUCAUUUGGAAUGGUAUAUAAGAAUUGGACGGCUUCAUGUAAUCAUGUAUGUCUUUUAAUCAGAGUCAGACACAGGUAUUAAACUGACUCGCACAGAGAUACUACUGAAAUAGUAAAUUCGUAAAAUAGAUUGGAACUUGAAGUUGAAAACGUAUUUUGUAUAAAAUAUGUGUUUUUAAUAAAAAGUCUGGUAUUGGGGUUUGGCUUUGGGUGAAUGGGUGGGGCUAAGUCUGAGGAAAAUGAGAGAUCGUUGUCUUUUGACUCCAUGGCUGUAUCAAAAUAUAUAAUAGUUUUCUACAACUUUUCAAAAGUAAUUGUUCAAGGAAUUUAAUCACAUUAUUUAUUGAAAGAACAGAAAAUAGUUAGUCUUUUUCAUACGUUACUUGUGCUUUGUUAAGAAAACUUCUAGUUUCAUGGAAAAAAAAAUUCGUGCAAAUAAUUUGGUGCCAAAAAAAAAUUCCUGCAACGUCUGCAACGCCAAAGCAGUUGAAAAAAAUAUCGUGCAUGCAAGAAAGGUCCCACCGCCCCCAUCACUUUUCUAAUGGUCCGCCCCUAAUUGUUUUAAGAAUUUUUAACCCUGUCAGCAUAAUUUAUUUAUAUUACUAACACUUUUCUAUAAAUCCAAUGAGAAGUGUCUUUUCAAAGCGGGCAAAACUUAUUUUUAUAUAUACAUUGCAUUAAUGUUCUCGUUUACUUUUUUCAUGCAUGGACAAAAAUGUCUUGUUGAUAUUUCAACAUACUGUCUCAUGUACGAACUAUAACUGUUUACCACAAAAUUUACAGUUAUAAUGAUAUAUAGUAUCAUAUAAUUUAUGUUUUUUAGCAACAGAAAGUCGGCUUUUUUGUUAAAACAUGAUUUUCCGGCUUGGUAUUGACAUGGUCUUACAUGAAACGACUGUUAUUAAGCCAUUAAUUUAUUUUGCAGGAAGCGCGGAAAAAACGUUUCGACUUGUAUCUUUUUAUCUAGGUGAAAAACGUUGCCUGAAAUUUUGCACAGUUAUUAAUAAAGUUAUGGAAAAUCAAUUUUUAUUAAAACGAAGACCGGCUUUUUUGUUAAAUCACAACUUUUCGGCCUGGUUUUACCAUGGUAUCACUCGAAAGGACAAGGUCAAUGUAGCCAUGUUUGGCCAUGAAACUCAAACCGCGGAAAAAAAUCUUUUUAUUUAUAUCUUUUUUCCUAGGUGAAAAACUUUGCCUGAAAUUUUGCACAGUUGUUAAUAAAGUUAUGGAAAAUCAAUUUUUAUUAAAACGAAGACCGGCUUUUUUGUUAAAUCACAACUUUUCGGCUUGGUUUUACAAUGGUAUCACUCGAAAGGACAAGGUCAAUGUAGCCAUGUUUGGCCAUGAAACUCAAACCGCGGAAAAAAAUCUUUUUAUUUGUAUCUUUUUACCUAGGUGAAAAACUUUGCCUGAAAUUUUGCACAGUUGUUAAUAAAGUUAUGAAAAAUCAAUUUUUAUUAAAACGAAGACCGGCUUUUUUGUUAAAUCACAACUUUUCGGCUUGGUUUUACAAUGGUAUCACUCGAAAGGACAAGGUCAAUGUAGCCAUGUUUGGCCAUGAAACUCAAACCGCGAAAAAAAAUCUUUUUAUUUGUAUCUUUUUACCUAGGUGAAAAACUUUGCCUGAAAUUUUGCACAGUUGUUAAUAAAGUUAUGGAAAAUCAAUUUUUAUUAAAACGAAGACCGGAUUUUUUGUUAAAUCACAACUUUUCGGCUUGGUUUUACCAUGGUCUCACUCGAAAGGACAAGGUCAAUGUAGCCAUGUUUGGCCAUGAAACUCAAACCGCGGAAAAUUUUUUUUUUAUUUAUAUCUUUUUUCCUAGGUGAAAAACUUCGCUUGAAAUUUUGCACAGUUGUUGAUAAAGUUAUGGAAAAUCGAUUUUUAUUAAAACGAAGACCGGCUUUUUUGUUAAAACAUGAUUUUUUAACCUGGUUUUGACCUGGUCUCACAUGCAACAACAUUAAAGGCGCUAUCAGCCAUUUUUACUCAUGAAACACGAAGCGCGGAAAAAAUGUUUCGACUUGUAUCUUUUUAUCUAGGUGAAAAACGUUGCCUGAAAUUUUGCACAGUUAUUAAUAAAGUUAUGGAAAAUCAAUUUUUAUUAAAACGAAGACCGGCUUUUUUGUUAAAUCACAACUUUUCGGCUUGGUUUUACAAUGGUAUCACUCGAAAGGACAAGGUCAAUGUAGCCAUGUUUAGCCAUGAAACUCAAACCGCGGAAAAAAUCUUUUUAUUUAUAUCUUUUUUCCAAGGUGAAAAACUUUGCCUGAAAUUUUGCACAGUUGUUAAUAAAGUUAUGGAAAAUCAAUUUUUAUUAAAACGAAGACCGGCUUUUUUGUUAAAUCACAACUUUUCGGCUUGGUUUUAACAUGGUCUCACUCGAAAGGACAAGGUCAAUGUAGCCAUGUUGGGCCAUGAAACUCAAACCGCGGAAAAAAAUCUUUUUAUUUGUAUCUUUUUACCUAGGUGAAAAACUUUGCCUGAAAUUUUGCACAGUUGUUAAUAAAGUUAUGGAAAAUCAAUUUUUAUUAAAACGAAGACCGGCUUUUUUGUUAAAUCACAACUUUUCGGCUUGGUUUUACCAUGGUAUCACUCGAAAGGACAAGGUCAAUGUAGCCAUGUUGGGCCAUGAAACUCAAACCGCGGAAAAAAUGUUUCGACUUGUAUCUUUUUUCCUAGGUGAAAAACUUUGCCUGAAAUUCCGCACAGUUGUUAAUAAAGUUAUGGAAAAUCAAUUUUUAUUAAAACCAAGACCGGCUUUUUUGUUAAAUGACAACUUUUCGGCUGGUUGUGCCAUGGUCUCACUCGAAAGGACAAGGUCAAUGUAGCCAUGUUUGGCCAUGAAACUCAAACCGCGGAAAAAAUGUUUCGAUUUGUAUCUUUUUUCCUAGGUGAAAAACUUCGCUUGAAAUUUUGCACAGUUGUUGAUAAAGUUAUGGAAAAUCGAUUUUUAUUAAAACGAUGACCGGCUUUUUUGUUAAAACAUGAUUUUUUAACCUGGUUUUGACCUGGUCUCACAUGAAAGACAUUAAAGGCACUAUCAGCCGUUUUUACUCAUGAAACACGAAGCGUGGAAGAAAUGUUUCGACUUGUAUCUCUUUUCCUAGGUGAAAAACUUUGCCUAAAAUUUUGCACAGUUGUUAAUAAAGUUAUUGAAAAUCGAUUUUUAUUAUAAAGAAGACCGGCUUUUUUGUUAAAACACAGCUUUUCGACUUGGUUGUGCCAUGGUCUCACUCGAAAGGACAAGGUCAAUGUAGCCAUGUUUGGCCAUAAAACUCAAACCGCGGAAAAAAUGUUUCGAUUUGUAUCUUUUUUCCUAGGUGAAAAACUUCGCUUAAAAAUUUGCACAGUUGUUGUUGAAGUUAUUUAAAAUAGUUUUUUCUACAAAAGAAGACCGGCUUUUUUGUUUUUUACCGGCACUAUCUGCGAUUUCUACUCAUGAAACACGAAGCGCGGAAAAAAAUGUUUCGACUUGUAUCUUUUUCAGUUCUCUAUGACGUUAAAAGAUAGUCCCAAGCUAUAGACUCGCAGGAAAAACCGUAUCUGUAGAAAAAAUAUCCGUUUCAACCGAGGUUUCAACCACUUUAUGUCUUUAAAAGUGUACUGACCUUUUCAGGCUGUUGUAGACAAACCACAUUUUCUUUACAAUUUUCCCUCUUGACUUGGCAUAAACUUUAAGUACAUAAAUCUCGCAUUCCAUAUAGUUCAUCCCAGAGGUAAAUCGUUUUGGUGUUCAUUUGCAAAUGAGUUUCAACUAGCCCAUGUUUCUUAUUUUAACUCUUGCCGUGUCUUUCCAAAUGUUAAUAUUCGAAUGAGCCAUAAUUCGACAGCGCAAGGCAUAUAAAUUUUCUUCACUUUGCAUGAUCGAGAAACUCCAUGGCUACUCGAAAGAAAGCCACUUGAUGCAUGUCACCCAUAAUUAAUGUCCAAAAAAUAUAACCCAGAUAUAAUAAGCAUGUCUUUUUAAUACUUUCAUCCAUCAUUUUAGAAGAAACCAUUCAUUUUUGAUGCUUUAUAAACGUAUUUCGUUCGAAAGUCGAAACGUGUUUUUGUUUUAUAAAUUAUUACACCACGUUGAGCAUGCGCAAGCAUGAUGGCAUUGCUCAUGUGAUUGCGCACGUGGAAUUGUCAACAGUGACCAGAAUAUAGUAACUGGAGUCCCAUUCCAAGCAGGGCUCUAUAAAAAAUCCAGAGUUUUGUCAUUUACAUUUAAUUAUUUUUAUUCCAUAUAUAGAUAAUUCUGAUGGUGACUUAUUUAUUAAAUGUCCUCCGAAACGACCGUGUUUAGCGUCGCUAGAUGUUAAUACGGUGGUUAGCAGUUCUGUCAGAACCAAUUGUUCCAUGUCUGUUGCGGAGCAUUCAAGUAAUAUUCCAAUUGGCGGAUUGUCUGGAGAUUCACGAGAACAUGCUGAAUGUAUUGAAAAAGCACCGGUACCGAAUUUCGCAGAACGAUUAGAGAACUAUUUUAUAUCAGGCACGCCGUUAUGCCCUGAGGAGUUACUUAUUUAUUCGCUAAUGAAAUUGCAAUUUAAAACUUACACAUUCAAUAGGCAUCAUUCAAUAUCUCAAUACGUAAAAAUUGCCGAUGUUGUAUCUACAAUAUGCGGUGCCCAGUUUGAACCCACUUCAAUGCGAAGGUUCUUUCCAAGAAUAGCAAAUAAUGAGCUGAAAUCGAAUGUCGGAAAGGAAAACGGAAAGGUGAGAUGGAGCUAUUUUGGUAAGCAGAUUGAUGAAUUAAUAUGUGUUUCAGGGAAAGACCUUGAGCAAAUGUUAAAUAGUUCUAAAACAACGCCAGAAGAUGUCAUCGUGAGAACAAGUGAUCAGUUAAGAAGAAUAUGUUCUACUGUCGUGAUCAACCCCGAGCUGCAACCAAUUGCUCACACACCCAACUUUAGUAACCAGUUUUUUAACUUAGUAAAACCACUACUAGCAACGCCUACCACAUCACGCUGGGUGCCAUGGUUUGAUUCGGCGAAGGAAAUUUGCCACGUAUACCGUUUCGACGAAUCGCCAGGGUAUGCCGAAGUAGAGAUCCGCGUGCUGUCGACUGGUGAAUGGGUGUUUUAUUCCAGUAAGAUCGAAAAAAACAAGUCUAAAGUUGAACUUCUACAUAGUAUUCCAGCUAAAUUAAAUAACAUUUCGGAUUUGGCCGAACUAAUUAAAAAAAUCGAUGUGUGCAAAUUUUGCGUUGGUUGUGGAAAUCCAAAUGACUACAAAGACUUGAAUAACGACAAACCAUACAUUUACAAAAAGAAAGAUGGUACAGAUGGUGUUCGUCUGGAGGAGAAUACAGUGUUUUCAGCAGAUUGUAAAGUAUUGGUACCAACAAAUUCGACAUCGCCUUGUGAAGCGUGUCAAACAUCCCGUCACUACCUAAGAACGUUGGUAUCUCGAGGCAAUACAGAAGAAACUGCGGCGCAGAAUAAGGCAAAAGCAAGGUACGACUACAAGUCCAGAGGUGAGCUCUUAGAAAUUGCUAGAGAAUCGGCGAAAACCAUCAAACGUCUUAAAACGCAAAAUCGACGACUGGAAGACUUCAGAGAGAAAAUGGUAAAUGUUGGUCCAAAUUCGAAUGAGGAUCUAAAACAGAUGUUCGUAGAGUUGCAAAGUGGUCUUGAUGAGAACCGAAUGAAAUUAAAAAACCCCGUUUGUCAAUGGGAUGGCUGUCAUGCUACACGAUUUGAAAACGUGGAAGAACUCUAUCGACAUUGCAAAAGUCACGUUGACCGGAUUGAUACAGGUGUCGUUCCUCCGAUACAGAGAUGUUAUAACUGCAAGUGGAAUGGAUGCAAGAAGCAAUAUUCAAAAUUAAAACUUCUUGAAAACCAUAUAAGAGAACAUACUGGUAAUUUAAAUGAAGAGUUCCUCGAAAUACUUCUAUCAGAUCAAGCAAAGGCUAUAAAGACAGAGUCGAGGCAAAUGCGAUGGCAUCCCAUGGUUAUCAAAUGGUGUCUUAGAAUCUACUUAAAGUCCCACAGAUUAUACGAUGAUCUGCGACAUUCUGGCGGUCUAAAGUUGCCAAGCGGGAGAACCCUGUCAGCAUAUAAUAAUUUCUGUGCACCAAAAUCUGGUUGGCAAACAGAAAAUCUUCGCCUUAUGAAGGAAAGUUUUGAUCGAAUGAAACCUCCAAAACAUGCACAAAUUGGAGGACUAUUUUACGACGAAGUGAAAAUCAACGAGGGUCUUGUCUUUGAUCAUAGAAGUUGGGAGCUUAUUGGUUUUACUGAUCUGCAAGAUAAUGACCUUACUACUACCAUCUCUGAAGAAAGGGCCUUGCCUCGGUCGCCAUCAGAUAAUUUGGCCACUCAUGUAUUACAGUUCUUCUUUCGCUCCACAUUCUUCAAAUUUGAUUUUCCUUGUGCUUUUUUCCUCACCCAGAACACAACUGCCUUGCAACUUAAUCGACUAUUUUGGCUUGGUGUGAGCAUGUUGCAUACCUAUGGAUUUGAAGUCAUUUUGUCAUGCUGCGAUGGCGCCUCUUCGAACAGAUCAUUCAUAGUCUUAAACACUGGAGACAAUAACAGUUGUCUCUGUCACAAUCGAUUUUCUGGGAUGCCAAUAUUCUUUUUUUCAGACCCUCCCCACCUCAUAAAGAAACUAAGAAACAACCUAUACACCAGUGGUCAUAAAUCGGAACACCCUCGGUACACCCGUUCCCUGUUUCUUAGAGAUAAAUACAUACUGUGGGAUCAUAUCUAUUCGGUUUAUAAACGAGAAACGCAGAGACAUCUUUACGUUACGGACAUGCGAAAGGCACAUGUGACCAUCGACAGCGUUAGUAAGAUGCGUGUGAAACUUGCGGUUGAUACAUUGUCACUCAAAGUAGCACAUGAAAUGGAAGCGUGCGAUAAGAAGACCACCGAGGAGACCAGGAAGUACAUUACGAUGUGUCAAACGUUUUGGAGCAUUUUUAACGACCCGAUACCACUGAAGACAGUUGACGACGCUCGCAUAUCAAAACUGGAUGGAGUGGUGCAGUAUUUUUACGAUUGGGAAAGCUGGCUGUCACAAAAGUAUGAAACGAAGGCUGAACAAGCCCAGCACUACAUAUCAUGGCAAACAAAAUUCGAUCUCCAAGUAAGAAUGUGUUUUACUUCAGUCUUGGUUAUCCUUCUUUACACUUAGAAAUCUUAUAUUAAUUUUACCGUACAUAUGCUCACUACUCAGUAUGCCCAUAGCCACAGUACAAACCAGGGUGUUAUAAAACAGUUUUAUUGAGCCCCUAGUACAAACAGCCAAAAUGAACGCGUUAUUAGACCAUUAUUAUGCUACUCUGUAAUUGUGUUCUUUUUUGUGUAGGGUACUGUCAGUGCAUUAAAAGAACUGGUGAAAUACAUACACACGAACGAUUUUACGAGUAAAUACGGUGAAGGCCUAUACCUCAAUUUAAAACGCAUUAGUCAAGAUCACGUCGAGUCUUACUUUUCUGCGCAAAGACAAAUGUGUGGAGGAACACAAAACAUGACGGGAUACACGUAUGGCUACAACAUUAACACCCUAAAUAGUAUACGUUCUUCGAGAUUGCUCAUGAAAAAACAGACAAACGUUUACGAAGUCUCUGAAGCACUACCCUUCCUCAACAACACGGAACAAUUACCGAAACGCAGAGUUAAUGAAACGAUCUGGGAUUCUGUUCCAUGGUGUGUUAACGUUUAA